UUCUUCCUACCCCUCUCUCUCAUUUCCUAUUUGCUUCCCUUUUUUUCUUGCUUGCCAGGUUCCCUUCCUACCCUCCGCCUCCCUCCUAUCAUUCUGGAACUUGCCUCUCCUUCCCUCAUCCCUUCACUGGCUCAGGGUUUGUCUGCCCACCGGGGGAUGAUGGAAGGGGAAUGGAUCUCAGGCCUAGGCUCCGGCUCCUCUCCACAGAUGCUUCUCUGAGUGCCGAGUAAGCAGCCCUGAGACUGGCGGCUCGCGGGGUUGUGCUCACUCUCUUACGGGCCAGGGGCCGGCGACUCUUUAUUUGCCGCAAAAUCCUUCCCUGGCCUCCUUGGACUGCGGGCGCUCCUUGCUGCCCCACUGGGUUCCGGAGGGAGAUCUCACAGUCGUGAGCGGAUGAAACCAACACUGAGUUGAGAGUUGAAAGGCGAAGAAGAACCCAGAGAUCCCCAGCGAAAAUGUGUUGCGGCCCCUGUUGAAGGAGUCAACUUUCAGGCUGUUAAAGUCCUCAAGUCAUUAGCAUCAGCUGCGGCACUGGAGGGGCAAGCCAGCGCCUCUAAGUGGCUUAGCGCACAAACGAGGCUCCCGAGACCACCGCGGCAACCCCAACCGCUCUUCCACCACCGGCUGGAUGUAAAUUGCUCUCCGGAGCCCAUCUUGGCAUAGCCUACCACAGAGCAACACCUCUUGACAUGGAAAUGCACUGAUACAAUAGGCAAAAGAAACCCCUCGAUUGCAUCUCCCGGUUCCAGGUGGCCUUAUUUGGGCGAUUCGUUCCUGACCUUAUUCCUGUGAUGGAGGAUUCAGGCAUCCAGCGAGGCAUCUGGGAUGGAGAUGCCAAGGCUGUCCAGCAAUGCCUGACAGAUAUUUUUACCAGUGUUUACACCACCUGCGACAUCCCUGAGAAUGCUAUAUUCGGUCCCUGCAUCCUGAGCCAUACUUCCCUGUAUGACAGCAUAGCUUUCAUAGCUCUCAAGUCCACGGACAAGAGAACAGUUCCCUAUAUCUUCCGGGUAGACACCUCAGCGGCAAAUGGUUCUUCAGAAGGUCUCAUGUGGCUGCGACUUGUCCAGUCAGCCAGAGAUAAAGAAGAGCAGAACCUUGAAGCCUAUAUAAAAAACGGACAGCUGUUUUACCGCUCUCUCCGCAGGAUUGCCAAAGACGAGGAGUUACUAGUUUGGUAUGGGAAAGAACUGACUGAGUUACUCUUGCUCUGCCCCUCUAGAUCCCACAGCAAAAUGAAUGGGUCGUCCCCUUACACAUGCCUGGAAUGCAGCCAACGUUUCCAGUUUGAGUUCCCCUAUGUGGCGCAUCUGCGCUUCCGCUGCCCCAAGAGACUUCACAGCGCUGAUGCCAGCCCCCAAGAAGAGCAAGGCGGCGGCGUGGGCACCAAGGAUCACGGGGGCGGGGGCGGGGGCAAGGACCAGCAGCAGCAGCAGCAAGAGGCGCCCUUGGGCCCCGGCCCCAAGUUCGGCAAAGCCGGCCCCAUCCACCACUACCCCGCCCCCUCCCCCGAGGGCAGUAACCAGCCUGCGGCUGGCGGCGGCUGCGGCGGCGCCAAGCCCUCCACGGACUUUCACAACCUGGCCCGGGAGCUCGAAAACUCGGGGGGAGGCAACAGCUGCUCCCCGGCCCGGAGCCUCGGCAGCGGCGGCGGCGGCCACCAGGAGGCAGAGCUGAGUCCCGACGGCAACGCCACGGGCGGCGGCAAGGGGAAGAGGAAAUUCCCGGAGGAGGCGGCGGAGGGGGGCGGCGGCGUGGGACUGGCGGGGGCACGGGGUCGCUUCGCCGAGCGGCCCCUGCCCGCCUCCAAGGAGGACUUGGUGUGCACGCCGCAGCAGUACCGCGCCUCGGGCAGCUACUUCAGCCUGGAAGAGAACGGCCGCCUUUUCGCGCCGCCCAGCCCCGAGACGGGCGAGGCGAAGCGCAGCGCCUUCGUGGAGGUGAAGAAGGCGGCCCGAGCGGCCGGUCUGCAGGAGGACGCGGCCACCGACGGCGGGGGCGCGGCCGCCGAGGACCAGGACGCGGGCGGCGGCGGCGGCGGUGGCGGCGGCGGCGGCUCCUCCACGCCCGUGGCCGCUUCGCCGGCAGGCGCCGACAAGCUGCUGGCCCCGCGGCCUGGGGGCCCUCUGCCUAGCCGGCUGGAGGGCGGGAGCCCGGCGCGGGGCAGCGCCUUCACUUCGGUGCCGCAGCUGGGCGGCGCGGGCGGCAACGGCGCGGGCGGCGGCGCGGGCGCGGGGGCCUCCGGCGGCGCGGGCGGCGGCCAGGGUGCCGCCUCGGACGAGCGCAAGAGCGCCUUCUCGCAGCCGGCGCGCUCCUUCUCACAGCUGUCCCCGCUGGUGCUGGGCCAGAAGCUGAGCGCGCUCGAGCCGUGCCACCCCGGCGACGGGGUGGGCCCCACCAGACUCUACCCCGCCGCCACCGACCCUCUGGCCGUGAAGCUGCAGGGGGCCGCGGACCUGAACGGAGGUUGCGGGGCCCUGCCGAGCGGCGGCGGCGGCGGCGGCCUGCCCAAACAGAACCCCUUCCUCUACGCCACCGCCUUCUGGCCCAAGAGCUCCGCGGCGGCGGCGGCGGCGGCGGCGGCGGCGGCCGCGGGGCCCCUGCAGUUGCAGCUGCCCUCUGCGCUCACGCUGCUGCCGCCCUCCUUCACCUCGCUGUGUCUGCCCGCGCAGAACUGGUGCGCCAAGUGCAAUGCCUCCUUCCGCAUGACCUCCGACUUGGUGUACCACAUGCGGUCGCAUCACAAAAAGGAGUACGCGAUGGAGCCCUUGGUGAAGCGGCGGCGGGAGGAGAAACUCAAGUGCCCCAUUUGCAAUGAGUCCUUCAGGGAGCGCCACCACCUCUCCAGGCACAUGACCUCGCAUAAUUGACACGGAAAGGACCCUAGCUUUCCACGCGCGCACACUCACAGUCAAGCCACCUGCAGGAAAAACACGCGAGGACAUCCACCACCUCCUUGUGACCUGAAACGUUGCACCCAGAGACAGAAACACACACACUCAAACAUACACGUGCCACCCCCCCAACCUUUUCAUUUACAUGUUUACCUGCGACCUACAUUACACACACACACACACACACGCACACGCGCACACACACACAAGACAGGGUGGUGGAUUUUUGAUUGGGUGGGUUGUUCAAGGGGUUUUCUUUUGAAUGCACGCAUUUUCACUUUCCAAAAACAAAGGUACAUUUUUAAAAAUGUCAUAUAUUGCAACAUAUUGAUGCAUUUGUCAUACGUUUCUACUUAAAUUAUUAAGCACUUACGGUUUAGAUGUAAUAAUUAUAUGUAAGGGCAAAAUUUAUUUUAGAUAUAAAGUAAAGGAGGAGGGUGAGAUGGUUUCUGCAUUUCUUAAUGACAGUUUGUGUUCUUACAAAAAUAAAUAAAAUGAAGAAAAAGGGGUCACCAUUCAAUUUAAGUUUCCAGGGGGAAGUGCAUGUAUCAUGAAAUGAUUAUGGACUUCAGUGAAGAAUGUCAUCAUUAUGUAAAUAUGUAUUUCCUUUUAAUACAAAGUGUAAUUUUGUGCCAGUGAAAUGGAGUCUGAAUAGUUAUGUGUUUCUUUUAUCCCUGGAAAGAUUUAUUAAACUUUAUAGAUUAUCCAGGUAUUGUUGGAUGCUUUGACAAUAAAUGACUAUUUUCUUCAAAGCAA
Molecule: messenger RNA, 3650 nt
Organism: Callorhinus ursinus (northern fur seal)
Lineage: Eukaryota; Metazoa; Chordata; Mammalia; Carnivora; Otariidae
Source: RefSeq, a predicted model, not a curated record